AUGCUCUUCUUCUCGACGUUAUUGACCGUCUUGAUGGCGACAAUUGCCCUUGCCAAACAGGUAGCCUCUCCUCUCAAGACCUUCGAUCUUCACAGAGCUGGUGAUCCGAACAACAAGGAAGGUCAUUACUGGGACCGGUGGGAACUGGACUUCACUUUUGCUCUCCAGCCCAUGCAGGACAAUGUUCAGCCCGGUGACUACUUUCAGUUUACUCUUGACAAACGUUUCUGGCUGGGUGACAAGCCCUAUGACUUUGAUGUUGUGGAUCCCAACGGAAACCCCAUCUACCAUGUGAAGAACGACGGCUUCCUGUUCACCUGCACAUACUCCGACUAUGUUGCCGAUAAGAACUGGGAGAUCAACGGUACCAUGCGUCUGACUGCCACUGCCGAGCGAAACGAAAUCAAGGAGGCCGGAUGGAACUCUUUCCACGUUGACACCGGCAAUGGCACUGGUUUCGAUGACUCCAUCAACAUUGUCCCUGAGCUGGAUGUCACCCAAGGCCGAAAGUGGGGAGCACGUUUUGGUGAUGAUGAGUACAUCUGGUAUAUUCAGCUUCCCAAGUCUCCUUACCAUACUCUCAGGCUUGUCGAUACUCUUCGAGAUGACUCUCUUGCCUUCCCUGACAUGGACACUCUGUGGGACGGCAUGAGAGUAAACCUUGGUUACAAUAUGGAUGAGUUCUGGAACACCGACAAGUGGGUGGAGGUCCCUAAGGAAGAGAGAUCAAAGUACGUCACGCUCGACACAGUUGAGGGUGAUACCUUCACUGCUACUCUCCAUGACAUUCCCGAUGAUGUCAACGUCCAACUUGUUUUCACCACCAAGAUUGUCAAGCCCCAGACAGCGUACUGGAAUCAUUUCGGCUGGGAGAUGUGGAUGGAUGCUAGUGGAGGUGAAGGACCUGGAAAUUCCAUCAAGGGUGACACCUGGGGUGCUGGAAACCACAACCAAGACGGAAGUGACUUCGAUGGUGACGGAGAGGGCGAUGGAAAAAGUACCACUCUGAUCACCUCCACUUUAUUCACCAAUACAACUACCCCGGGGUCCACCAUUAUCACCUUCUCCACUGAGCCCACCUCUGCGGUUAUCACGACUUCUGAAACUGCCCCCUUGACGGAGUCUGUGGUACCCUCCACCGAGCCUGGCCUCACUACCGUCUCUACCGACUUCCCCAGCCCGGAUAGCUCUAUUGUGGAGUCCACUACCCCUGUGUUGACAACUUCAUCCCCCAUCACCUCAUCCCUCACCUCAUCGUUCAAAUCCACUACCGAGCCAACCUCUGAGACUACUCCAGAGUCCACAAGCGUCCCGGAGACAACCAUUGUGAACUCCACCAGCGUUUCCGAUAUUACUAGCGAGUCCACCAGUUCAAUCCCUGAGACUACCGUUGAAUCCACAACUCCUAGCUCUACCACCCGUCGGUCCACCCAGGUCCACCCCACCGCUACUCUCGUGCCCUCAACUUCUGAGUCUCCGUCUUCUGAGGUAUCUACCACCCGUCAAUCCACUCAGGUCCACCCCACCGCUACUCUCGUGCCAUCGAUCUCUGAAUCUGCUUCUAUGAUCUCUAGUGCUCCCGGCGUCAACUCCACCGUGCCUGUUACUGAUUCUUCAGUGCCCUCAGCUUCUGAGUCUCCUUCUUCUGAGGUAUCUACCACCCGUCAAUCCACUCAGGUCCACCCCACCGCUACUCUCGUGCCAUCGAUCUCUGAAUCUGCUUCUGUGAUCUCUAGUGCUCCCGGCGUCAACUCCACCGUGCCUGUUACUGAUUCUUCAGUGCCCUCAGCUUCUGAGUCUCCUUCUUCUGAGGUAUCUACCACCCGUCAAUCCACUCAGGUCCACCCCACCGCUACUCUCGUGCCAUCGAUCUCUGAAUCUGCUUCUGUGAUCUCUAGUGCUCCCGGCGUCAACUCCACCGUGCCUGUUACUGAUUCUUCAGUGCCCUCAGCUUCUGAGUCUCCUUCUUCUGAGGUAUCUACCACCCGUCAAUCCACUCAGGUCCACCCCACCGCUACUCUCGUGCCCUCAACUUCUGAGUCUCCGUCUUCUGAGGUAUCUACCACCCGUCAAUCCACUCAGGUCCACCCCACCGCUACUCUCGUGCCAUCGAUCUCUGAAUCUGCUUCUAUGAUCUCUAGUGCUCCCGGCGUCAACUCCACCGUGCCUGUUACUGAUUCUUCAGUGCCCUCAGCUUCUGAGUCUUCUUCUUCUGAGGUAUCUACCACACCAAGCGUCAACUCCACUGUCCCUGUUACUGAGUCUCCCGUGCACUCCACCAAGCCCAUUUCUGAGUCUCUUAUUCCCUCCUCGAACCAUUGUGUCUCCACCGUCACUCUGAAUACAACAAACCCUGGUGGUGAGCCCGAGACCACUGUCGCUACCGUUACAACCCAGGACUGCAACCCCAAGCCUUUCUCUUCUGUUAGUGUGACAGGUUGUGUUGAAACUUCCAUCCUGACUACCACCAACCCGGCCGGAAAGCCUGAGACAGUUACCACCACAGUUACAAGGGACCACUGCGAAUCUCCCGCUCCUUCUUCAGAGUGUGUAUCAACCGUUACCCUUAGCACAACUAACAGUGAGGGAACUCCAGUGACAACUACCGAGGUUACCACCCUCGACUUUUGUCCUUCCGUGGCCCUUGAGACCACUAUGACAGUGCCUACUAAGGUUACCACCACCGUCACCCAGACUGUUUCUGUCUGCGACGACAGUAAGUGCUCCGAGACUCCCAUUACUAUCACCACCGUCGUUCCUUCCAACCCUAAAACCACUGUCAUUACCACAGAGAUUGACCACAAGACUGUGACUAUCACUGUUCCUUGCGACCCCGAGAUUCCUGCUUCCAAUACUGAGUCCGCGACUGAGCCUGCAUCCAAGCCUGUUUCUGAGACACUCUCCAAGCCUGAGCACUCUUCCAACGAGCCCCAGACUGAGGUUCCUCAGACUGGAUCUCCUGCUGUGUCUCCUUCUCCUGCACCCACCAAGCCUGCCGAGACCGAGUCUUCAACCCCCGAGCAGCCCUUGUGGCCUUCCGAACUUGUCACCAAGACCUCUGGAACGGUGGUUAUUGUUAUUCCUGGGCAAGUCUCUUCGAAGUCUUCUCCUGCAGAGUCCAUCACGUCUACCGUCAUUCAGACUGUUUCCUACUGUGACGACUCCCGCUGUUCUAAGACUCCCGUCACUUUAACCACUGUGGUUCCUACCAACCCUGCCUCCACUACCAUUCAGACUGUCAUUGACAACAAGUCUCUCACCGUGGUUGUUCCUUGUGAGGAGACACCCACUUCUAACAAGCCCACAGUAUCUGAGGUCCCUAGCAAGCCUAGUCCAUUUCCCGAGGCUCCUGGUAAGCCCAUCCCUGAGGCUCCUGAAACCACAGGGACCCCCUCCACGCAGCUAGAGACACCCGCUUCAACUCUGGUUCCCGUUCCUCAGCCUGAGGGCUCCAAGCCAGCUCAAUCCCAACCUCAGCAGCCGCAGAAGCCCGAGGCUACCACUCCCGUCCAGGCAUCUUCCGGCUCUACCAACAAGCUUGCCUUGUCUGCUAUAGUUCUUCCUCUUCUGACCCUGUUCUUUUAG
Yarrowia lipolytica CLIB122 is the source of this 3585-nucleotide messenger RNA. The record is from RefSeq and is a predicted model, not a curated record. NCBI's taxonomy places the organism in Eukaryota, Fungi, Ascomycota, Dipodascomycetes, Dipodascales.